GAUUAUUUUGUUGUUUUGCUGUCACCAUGUGAGCUCGACCCUACCAUGAAAGUCUUGCUACAAGUGCCGAUGUGGGCCCAGAGAGUGAUUUUCAUUCAGGGCUCAGCCCUUAAAGAUACAGAUCUUGCCAGAUGCAGGGUUCAAGAUGCCGAGGCCUGUUUUAUUCUUUCAACCCAAAAUGUGGAAAACAAGGAAGCUGCUGAUCAACAUACAAUAAUGAGAUCUUGGGCAAUUAAAGAUUUUGCUCCAGAGUGUCCGCAGUAUGUUCAAAUAUUUCGGCCUGAAAACAAGUUUCAUGUUAAAUUUGCAGAACAUGUGGUCUGUGUGGAUGAGUUUAAGUACGCCCUUCUUGCCAAUAAUUGUUUGUGUCCUGCCACAUCAACGCUGGUUACGUUGUUGUUACAUACGUCACGUGGACAGGAAGGACAGGGGUCAUCUGAGGAGUGGCAGAGAUUGUAUGGAAGAUGUUCUGGUAACGAGAUAUAUCAUAUACGUCUCGGAGAAAGCAAAUUCUUCGGGGAAUACAAAGGAAAAAGCUUCACAUAUGCUUCGUUUCAUGCUCAUAGAAAAUAUGGUGUAAGUCUUGUUGGUGUACAGCAGAACAGUGGCGUAUCUACAAUACAGCUCAAUCCUGGGCCGCGUCACAUCAUGAAGGAGUCGGACAUUUGUUUCUAUAUGAACAUAACCAAGGAAGAGAACUCUGCCUUCAUUUUAGCUCAUCCGAACCAGGAGGAUUCAAAACCAGACAGGAAAUUGAUGCAGGGCGGAGAACAUACGUCAAAAGUUGCCAGUGUGAUAGCAAGUGUUGGGACGAUGGCUUUAGAGUUACAACACACUCGUCUAAUCAACGCUCCUCCAGAGAUUAAAAGAUCCGGUAGUCGGCGGACAAAGUUAGAGAUUCCUUCAGGGCUUACAGCUGCAAACUUGCAGAAGAGGCCGAGUAUUGCGCCUGUACCUGCCUUCCUUGAGGCUUCAGAUAUAACAAUACAAGUUGAGGAGGAGACCAUGUCAGAGGACAGUUUUCCUUACGCUGAUGAGGAGGAUAAUCCUGAGUUUGUGCGAGGAUUUCCACCUGGUAAACCUUACAUCGGAACCAGUCCAAAACAUUUAUGUCACCCUAAUGAGAGAAAAACGCCCCACUUUUGUUGUCUUCAACUUGUUCAGG
This is a messenger RNA of Ruditapes philippinarum (Manila clam), 1165 nucleotides long. Its product is annotated as potassium channel subfamily T member 1-like. Gene Ontology annotation, molecular function: intracellular sodium-activated potassium channel activity. Gene Ontology annotation, biological process: potassium ion transport. Gene Ontology annotation, cellular component: membrane. NCBI's taxonomy places the organism in Eukaryota, Metazoa, Mollusca, Bivalvia, Venerida, Veneridae. The record is from RefSeq and is a predicted model, not a curated record.